AUGAGACUCAACCUUGACUUACUUGAAGGCGAGCGUGAGAAGGCCAUUGUCCGAGUCGUCUCCUAUCAACAGCAGUUGAAGUCUUACGAUGACAAAAGAGCCAAGAUCAGACAGUUUCAACCAGGUGACCUUGAGCUAAGAAAGGUCUUCGUCACUACACAAAGACAAGGGUCUAAAAAGAUGAAACCCAAUUGGGAAGACCCUUACGUAAUCAACCGGUCCGGGGGUAGAGGAAGCCAUACGCUGGACACCAUGGAAAGGGAAGGACAUUCCAAGACAGUGGAAUGCCUGUCACCUGCAAAAAUACUAUCCAUGAUGCUUUUUCCUACCUGCUCAGUCUCUAGCAGAUGA
Molecule: messenger RNA, 351 nt
Organism: Prunus armeniaca (apricot)
Lineage: Eukaryota; Viridiplantae; Streptophyta; Magnoliopsida; Rosales; Rosaceae
Source: the annotation of a GenBank genome assembly